This is a messenger RNA of Pisolithus orientalis, 1937 nucleotides long. Its product is annotated as GMP synthase. Lineage: Eukaryota; Fungi; Basidiomycota; Agaricomycetes; Boletales; Pisolithaceae. The transcript has 12 exons. Gene Ontology annotation, biological process: GMP biosynthetic process. The record is from RefSeq and is a predicted model, not a curated record. The coding region runs from base 151 to 1776 and encodes 541 amino acids. Gene Ontology annotation, cellular component: cytosol. Gene Ontology annotation, molecular function: GMP synthase activity; GMP synthase (glutamine-hydrolyzing) activity; ATP binding.
GGCUCCCCAUCUGUAUUCGACAUUUCAUGUCAUGACCCACGGUACACUUUGUCACAAAACGUUAUCCAAUCAAGAGAUUUCAUAUAUCGCAUCCAACGUCCACAGUCAAACUGCCAACACUGACACCGACACCGGAGAAGUACGACCGGGAUGGCCGAAAUUCAUGAUCAAUUCGAUACUAUUCUUAUUCUUGACUUUGGAUCACAGUACAGUCAUCUCAUCACGAGACGAUGUCGCGAGCUCAACGUAUACGCUGAAUUGAUGCCAUGCACAGUUCUUCUCAAAGACAUCCAGUUCAAACCAAAAGGUAUCAUUCUUUCCGGCUCCCCGUACUCUGUUUACGAUGCCGAUGCACCUCAUGUUGACCCCGCCGUCUUCGAGUUGGGGGUCCCGAUCCUCGGUAUAUGUUAUGGACUCCAGGAAAUAGCAUGGAAUCUCAAAGGUCAAGUCACCCAAUGCGACCAUCGCGAGUAUGGUUACGCCACCAUCCAAAUCAGUCGUUUUGGAAACGGAAACGACAACAGCACCGUCGACGCCUUAUUCGAUGGCCUCGGUGACGAAAUGCAGGUCUGGAUGUCGCAUGGAGACCAACUGCAAAGUUUGCCUCCAGAUUUCCAUGUCAUCGGACACACACAAACCGCACCUUUUGCGGCUAUCGCGCACGACUCGAAACCUAUAUACGGGAUCCAGUUUCAUCCAGAGGUGACGCACAGUCUUAAAGGCAGGGAAGUUAUUUCGCGAUUCGUCACCAGCAUCUGUAGAUGUCGUACAAAUUGGACGAUGCAAGAGUUCAUUGGAAAAGAGAUUGCGCGGAUCCGUGAUAUAUGUGGUCCAAAAGGUCGUGUCAUCGGCGCAGUCAGCGGUGGGGUCGACAGUACCGUUGCGGCUAAAUUGAUGCACGAGGCUAUCGGGGACAGAUUCCAGGCCAUAAUGGUCGACAAUGGCGUCCUCCGUCUCAACGAGGCGAAGCAGGUCGAGCGUAUGCUGAAAGAGAACCUCGGCGUCAAUCUCACCGUCGUUGACGCCUCAGAACUCUUCCUAUCUCGCCUUGACGGCGUCGAAGACCCGGAACAAAAACGCAAAAUCAUUGGUAACACCUUCAUCAACGUCUUUGAAGCCGAGGCGUCGAAAAUCGAAGCUGCGGCACAGGAAGAAGAGAAAACAGGAGCUGAAGCAAAAGGAAAGAUCGAGUGGUUGCUACAGGGGACUUUAUACCCAGAUGUGAUUGAGAGUAUCAGUUUCAAGGGACCGAGCGCGACGAUCAAGACGCAUCACAACGUCGGCGGUUUGCUCAAAGAUAUGAAACUCAAACUGAUAGAGCCAUUACGGGAGCUGUUCAAAGACGAAGUACGCGCCCUCGGGCGUCUAUUGACCAUCCCAGAACCCCUCGUCAAACGUCAUCCGUUCCCAGGUCCCGGACUCGCCAUCCGAAUCCUAGGACCUGUCACGCGUGAACAAGUCAAGAUCCUCCAACAAGCGGAUAACAUCUACAUCGAAGAAAUUCGGAAAGCUAAUUUAUAUGAUCAGAUCAGUCAGGCGUUUGCGGUGUUGUUACCUGUGAAGGCCGUCGGGGUCAUGGGGGAUAAGAGGACGUAUGAACAGGUUAUCGCGCUUCGUGCUGUGACGUCGGAGGACUUCAUGACUGCAGAUUGGUACGUCUUCCCAGCCGAGGUCCUGCGCCGUAUAUCCUCCCGUAUUACCAAUGAAGUGAGUGGCAUCAAUCGCGUCACGUACGAUAUUUCUUCAAAGCCACCCGCGACUGUGGAGUGGUUGUAGGGUGGCGCGGAGCAUAGUGUAAGAGAGUACAAACUAUCGUUUAAGGUGUGAUUCGAGGAAUGAGGGCACCAGACAUACGAUUUUUUAGAAGCGUGGGCCUCGUUAUUAUAACUUGCACCACUGUAUAUUCUCACGGAAGCAUGUUUUUUGGGGGGUGUGAA